Aspergillus campestris IBT 28561 is the source of this 1083-nucleotide messenger RNA. Its product is annotated as DUF4334 domain-containing protein. The record is from RefSeq and is a predicted model, not a curated record. The transcript is spliced from 3 exons. Lineage: Eukaryota; Fungi; Ascomycota; Eurotiomycetes; Eurotiales; Aspergillaceae. Bases 315 to 770 code for a protein of 151 amino acids.
UUUAUACUAAUGCUGGAGUUGGCCUCUUUCUCACCGAUGUGUGAGGAAUCAUGGGCUGUUUGCCGAAGUAGUGGCCAUGACAUCUACUGCAGAGAAUCAUCGUACAUCAAGAAUCGUAAACCAUGCAAGGGUACAUGAUAAUGCAGGGUUACUCAAUGGUCAAUACGUUGUUGAAUGGUGACCUUUCACCCGAACAGUCCAACAUAUAAGCCCAACCCAACAAUCCGGCGGGUUUUCUACUGGUCCUUUUCUUCUCAUUCCACCCUCCCAUCACCAACCCAGUGGGUGAUAGAAACUUAAUCACCAGCAUCAGAAUGGCCACCAGACUCGAGGACAACCUCCUAAAGCUGGUCUCCGAGGGUCAGCACGUCGACGCAGAUGAAGUGACCGCCCUUUACGACCGACUACCGCCGGUAUCUGUACAGGAGCUCCUAGGAGACUGGCAAGGACUUGCCAUUCAAACCGGCCACAAAGACAUCGAGACCCUGGACAGCAUUGGCUGGGUGGGGAAGACAUUCCAUUCCCCCAACGAAGUGGACCCGGUCAUCGUCCUGUCUCCAGACGGGAAGCGCGUGGCCAAUGGAGAAUGGGGCGCAGCACGAAUCUACGAGGUCCGCUUCAGAGGAAUUAUCUCAGCCGCCAUGGUCUACGAUCAGCUGCCGAUUAUUGACCAUUUUCGGCGUCUCGAGGACAACGUUCUGAUUGGCGUCAUGGACAAGAAGGGUGCAUGCGGGGACUUUGGGAUGGCGUUUAUUCUACGGCGAAUUUGAAACGGGCUUUGAGGGACAGGGUUGGGAUGGUUCCAUGUCUCAUAGUCUAUGGUUUCCAUGUGCCCCGCGGUAUACAAGACGAGAAUAACAGUGUGAUGAUUGGUGACGACCCUGUGAGACCUCGUCUCUGUACGGCACCUUUCAAAAAGAAGGGCCACACAGAACACUCGAGAUAUAUGGUACCGUUCUAGUAUAGGGCGGUCAGUAGGUUAUAGGUUGAGCGUGUCAGUAGAGAAGCAAGUCCGAUCCGAAUAGGGCAUGGGAGCUAGUGAGAACCUGCAGAAGUCUAGAAUAAGUCGUAUCAUUGCAUUAG